GAGUCCCGCGGCUCCCUCGAAGGCUUGGGGACCCCCGGCAGAAGAGAACCGGACAGAAACCGAGGAAAGCGCUAGUCGGACAGUCCGCCGGUCGGAGAUCCGGGGACGCUCUGGGGCCGCAUCCGCUGCUCCAGGUCCUUCUCGGAGCCGCUGCCAUGGGAGAGCCAGCCCUGGGCGCUGGGGACCAGCCGCCUCUGCCGCCGCGCCCGCCUCGGAUCGGCGGCCCCAGUCCCGGCGCCCGCAGCCGGCCUGCAGCGUCCCCCUCCCGGGCUGCAGGGCUGCCUCCGCCGCGCCGCCGGCCCCGGCUGUGCCUGUGAUGAGCCGCAGCUCGCCUCGAGCUCUUCCCCCGGGCGCGCUUCCCCGGCCGCUGCCGGCUGCGCCUGCCGCCGUGCAGCGGGCCCUGCUCCCGCCGUGGCCCCGGCGCGCAGGACGCCGCUGGCCUGCGUCCCCGCUCGGGAUGAAGGUGUUUCGCAGGAAGGCGCUGGUGCUGUGCGCGGGCUACGCACUGCUGCUGGUGCUCACGAUGCUCAACCUUCUGGACUACAAGUGGCAUAAGGAGCCGCUGCAGCAGUGCAACCCCGACGGGCCUCUGGGUGCCGCGGCGGGGGCGACAGGGGGCGGCUGGGGACGGCCGGGGUCGCCUCCUGCAGCGCCACCCCGCGCUCACCCGCGCAUGGACCCCCGUACUCCAUACCGCCCUCCCGCAGCCGGCUUGGGGGCAGUUCCCGCAGCCGCGGCGGGGGCUGUAGGAGCGGCGGCCUCUCCAGGCAAUGGCACUCGAGGCACCAGGGGUGGAGGGGACAAGCGGCAGUUGGUGUAUGUGUUCACUACGUGGCGUUCCGGUUCGUCCUUCUUCGGCGAGCUCUUCAACCAGAACCCUGAGGUGUUCUUCCUCUACGAGCCUGUGUGGCACGUGUGGCAAAAACUGUACCCCGGGGACGCGGUUUCCCUGCAGGGGGCAGCGCGGGACAUGCUGAGCGCUCUGUACCGCUGCGAUCUUUCGGUUUUCCAGCUGUAUAGCCCCGCCGGCAGUGGGGGGCGCAACCUCACCACUCUGGGCAUCUUUGGGGCAGCCACCAACAAGGUGGUGUGCUCCUCGCCACUCUGUCCCGCCUACCGCAAGGAGGUCGUCGGGCUGGUGGACGACCGCGUGUGUAAGAAGUGCCCACCUCAACGCCUGGCACGCUUCGAAGAGGAGUGCCGCAAAUAUCGCACGCUGGUUAUCAAGGGCGUGCGCGUCUUCGAUGUGGCUGUGUUGGCUCCGCUGCUUCGAGAUCCAGCCCUGGACCUCAAGGUCAUCCACCUGGUGCGGGAUCCUCGCGCGGUUGCCAGCUCUCGCAUCCGCUCACGCCACGGCCUCAUCCGGGAAAGCCUACAGGUGGUGCGAAGCCGGGAUCCGAGAGCUCACCGCAUGCCGUUCCUGGAGGCCGCUGGCCACAAGCUGGGUGCCAAGAAGGAGGGUAUGGGUGGACCAGCAGACUACCAUGCUCUGGGCGCAAUGGAGGUCAUCUGCAACAGUAUGGCCAAAACGCUGCAGACAGCCCUGCAGCCGCCUGACUGGCUACAAGGACACUACUUAGUGGUGAGGUACGAGGAUCUGGUGGGAGACCCGGUCAAAACUCUACGGAGGGUGUACGACUUUGUGGGGCUGCUGGUGAGUCCUGAAAUGGAACAGUUUGCCCUGAACAUGACCAGUGGUUCAGGCUCGUCCUCUAAGCCUUUCGUGGUGUCAGCUCGCAAUGCCACUCAGGCCGCCAAUGCCUGGCGGACCGCGCUCACCUUCCAGCAGAUCAAGCAGGUGGAGGAGUUUUGCUACCAACCUAUGGCAGUGCUGGGCUAUGAGCGGGUCAACAGCCCUGAAGAGGUCAAAGACCUCAGCAAGACCCUGCUUCGGAAGCCCCGGCUUUGAGAGGGUUUCCCAAGAGAUCUGACACCCUCUGGAGACACCCACAAAGAGGAUGGUGUUGUGUUUAAACAAACACAGCCCAGACCCAAGCUGAGGAAGCCCACAUAUUCUAUUAUAGAUAUAUAAUAUAAAUAACCACACCGGCACUUGCUGUCAAUGUUUUGAGUCAGUGAAUUUCAAGGAACAGCCUCAACACAUGUGCGCGUACACACACACACACACACUCACACACACACACACACACCUCAGAAAAGGCAAGACUUGAAAGUUCUGACAAAUUGCCCUGUCCCCUACCUCUUUCUCCCUCUCCCCUUCUCGUCCUCUCCCUCCUCCCUUCCAUAUUGAAGUGGAAUGUCGUUAAAUCAAAGUUCCAGUAACGCAAAUCUUGUUUACAAAUUGUUUGUGGCAUCUGUGAAUGUGUAAGAUUAAUUUGGAUGUGGAGUGGGGUGGGUGGAGAAGGGGAAAGUGGUCCCAGAGCAGAAAGCCCCCACCGGGCUGGUAAACCUAGGAGGCAACCUCAAAAGUAGACUUUUGUGUAAAACAGCAAAGGUGACAUGUGAGUAUUAAUAAAGAAGAUAAUAAAUAAUAUUCUUUUUUUAUAUUUGCCUCCUUUACUCUGGGUUUACCAGGCUACUUGUCUUGGUAACUUCAGGUGGCCUCUGCUCCCCUCCUCUCCCUACUUGGGGGACAGCUAAGCUGGGAGAAGCCUCUGCCUUCAUAAUAAUUGGGAGUUGUUUUCUCGUGUGCAAUCCAUCGCCUGCCAGCUUCCCAGGAAUGGAAGCAGUCUUUUACAGGCAAAACCAGGCAGGGCAGAGAAGAGAGCACACACUACUUUCCUGUUCAGCUUUGAGGAGAGAAAGGAAGAAACAAGCCCUUGAGAUUUGAAGGCGUUUGGUUUUGGUUACUACUGUAUUGUGAGUUGAGACAGGGUACCUUGAAGCAGAGACUGCUGUUUUUGUUCUGAAGUUGGUUCAGAAAGAAAAAAAAAGAGGAAAAUUUAAAGGCAUAUGUAUAUAUAUUUUUAAAGUUCUAAUGAUUAGAAUAUGAGUUUCAAAAUGGAGUGAAUACUAUUGGCCCUGGUGGCAGCAAUCUCUGUAGUUAGUGGAAGGACAGAAAUAUCCGCUUGGAGUGUUUUUGUCUUUGACACAGUAUCCGAAGGCAUAUUAAGGCAAAGUUGUAACUGAGGACUAGGGGGACACCCACAGGUUUUCUUUCCUCCUCAAGUCCCAUCCAAACCAAUAAUACUAAAGGACAGGAAUUUGAAAUAGUUUGCUGGAGACUUGGGGUGUCCUGGAGCCAUGGUAUUCUCCUUAUUUUCCUAAAGGUAAAUUUGCAAAACAAAGUACCUGAGGCAGACAGUGUAGGAUUCUAACUAAGAACUUUUAGAUACUAAGAGGAUUCAGAGGAAGAGGAAAUAAAAAUGAAUUACUCUGGGAUUCUGAGAUUUGGCAUUGAAUUUCCCAGCAGUGGUUAUGAUACUCCCACGUCCUGAACUCAUAUUGUGCUGAAGUAUUCUGUAUGGUGUUGUAUUAAGAAAUUAUGAAACCCAAAUAGGAAAAACAGACAGUAUAGUUGUAUAUUGUAUAUUAUAUUAAAUGCGGUACAAGCCCA
Messenger RNA from Alexandromys fortis (reed vole), 3517 nucleotides. RefSeq names its product carbohydrate sulfotransferase 2 (gene Chst2). Gene Ontology annotation, biological process: N-acetylglucosamine metabolic process; carbohydrate metabolic process; sulfur compound metabolic process. Gene Ontology annotation, molecular function: N-acetylglucosamine 6-O-sulfotransferase activity. NCBI's taxonomy places the organism in Eukaryota, Metazoa, Chordata, Mammalia, Rodentia, Cricetidae. The transcript has 2 exons. The record is from RefSeq and is a predicted model, not a curated record. Bases 317 to 1909 code for a protein of 530 amino acids. Gene Ontology annotation, cellular component: trans-Golgi network; Golgi membrane.